UAAACACCAAAGAAGAAGAAGAACUGUUUGUAGGGGGUGGUGCUCUACGUCACCGGAAACAGGAAGAGGAUGAAUGAUACAAACAACCGGGGAUGUGUUACCCUGUAACACCUCCGUGCAGCUGAGACGAGGUGCCCCACAUUUACCAUAAAAUGCGGCGUGUUGGCUUCUCCCUCCUCCGCCACAUCUCUUCCCUUCCCUCCUCAGUUACCACCAGGACAUGCUGCCUCCACCUCCACCAGAGGGUCCUGACUGGUUCCCACACCUGUUACCAGAGCAACAGCAUCCCGGGUCACAGCAUCCCGGGUCACAGCUGCCAGCACCGUCGGGGUGUGAGCACAGCAGCCCUGAGGCAGCAGCACAUACGGGACCUGAGUUGGCCUGAGCAGAGACUGCUGAAUAAACUGUAUGAAGGGCUGAUCGGAGGACAGCGAGCGUCUCUUGCUGAAUCCAUCACUCUAGUGGAGACCCAGCAUCCCAGGAAGAAAGAGCUGGCCCAGGUGCUGCUGCAGAGGGUGCUGGCCCACAGGAGGGAGCAGGAGAGCCGUAACGGAGGGAAGCCAGUGGCCUUCAGAGUAGGUCUUUCCGGUCCUCCAGGAGCAGGGAAGUCGACCUUCAUUGAGGUGGUGGGGAAGAUGUUGACAGGACGUGGUCAUAAAGUUUCAGUGCUGGCUGUUGACCCGUCCUCCUGCACUACAGGAGGGUCUCUGAUGGGUGAUAAGACUCGUAUGACUGAACUCUCCAGGGACAUGAGUGCUUUUAUCAGGCCAUCUCCGGCCUCUGGAACACUUGGUGGAGUCACCAGAACAACUAAUGAGGCCAUUGUUCUCUGUGAGGGAGCGGGAUAUGACAUUGUCCUUGUAGAGACUGUAGGUGUGGGCCAGUCAGAGUUUGCUGUGGCUGACAUGGUCGACAUGUUUGUGCUGCUGAUUCCGCCAGCAGGGGGCGAUGAACUCCAGGGUAUCAAGAGGGGCAUCAUCGAGAGGGCCGACUUGGUGGUGGUGACGAAGUCGGAUGGAGACCUAGUGGUGCCAGCCAGGAGGAUCCAGACUGAAUACACCAGCGCACUCAAGCUGCUCAGGAGACAGUCCAAGUCCUGGAACCCUAAGGUGGUGCGUGCCUCCUCACAAACCAACGAGGGCAUCCCAGAGGUCUGGGCCAAGAUGGAGUCGUACCGGGACGCCAUGUUAGCCAACUGUGAACUACAGGGCCGGCGGAGGGCCCAGCAGAAGAUUUGGAUGUGGAGUUUGAUCCAGGAGAACGCCCUGUGCCAUUUCCAGAAUCACCCGAGUGUCAGAGAGGCUCUACCCCACCUCGAGGAGAGGGUCACCAAAGGAGCCAUCUCCCCGGGCCUGGCUGCUGACCUGCUUCUCAAAGCAUAUUCAUCAUCAUCAUCAACUUAGUAAUCAGUGGGACUGCACUUUUGGGGACGGCUCAUGGCUGAUCAGGGCCAGGACAGAGUGACAAUAAGUGACCUUGACUCUAUGGUUUGCACAAAAAAAAAGCAGUCUUGCUUUUUUUACUCUUAAUUUGAAAUUUAAAACACCUAAGAUAAAAGUCACCCCUCAACAGAAACUUCACUUUCUGCAUGCUUUAAUCCAAAUCAGGAGAGGGAAGAGAGUGCUGACAGUCUCAGCUACAGCUUCAUGACACAUCCACAUUUGGACAGUGGACGGCAAAAUGAAACAUUUCAAUUGCUGUGAGAUAUGAAAUGUUGCGCUGCCAACGGCCUGGUUUUCUGAAGCAGAUACUGGGAUUGUCUUCUUGCACAAAUACACUACAGACGAACAGUUUUAAUGAGAUUAGUAAAAAAAACUGAGGAUUAUAAAGACCAUGUAGUUACAUUUGAAGUUUGCACAAUACCCAUCACUAGUCAGUAAAUAGAGAAGCUGUGACUUGUUGUUCAUGCCAUAAAUAUUGACAUGACAAGUACUGCAGUGGUAUGAUCUGUGAUAAGCUACUUCUACUGACACUCUUGCUCGCCCUUCUCAUACAGGUAUCAAUAACACAUACUGUUUAUAACCCAAAAAGCAAAGUGUUGAAAUGGGAUUUGUUAUGGUCAGAUGUUUCUCUUGUUGAACUGCCAUGGACAUUGCUCCAAUAAAAAAAACUAAAUUUCCCUUUGAAAAGAAACUGGACAUUCAUAAAUGUUUUUUAUUCACUGUUUGUGUUUCUGAGUUGAAUAUUAAAAGAGUGAUGUGAAACUUAUAUGGAUAAGAGAAUAACAUUAAAUCUGUCCGUACAGUUGGC
Molecule: messenger RNA, 2250 nt
Organism: Sebastes umbrosus (honeycomb rockfish)
Lineage: Eukaryota; Metazoa; Chordata; Actinopteri; Perciformes; Sebastidae
Gene: mmaa
Product: metabolism of cobalamin associated A
Exons: 7
Coding region: 153-1403 (416 amino acids)
Cellular component (GO): cytoplasm
Molecular function (GO): GTP binding; GTPase activity
Source: RefSeq, a predicted model, not a curated record